CGUAAGUACCAUUUUUGUUGUUUAUUUGUGAAAUUCAUACUCUAGAGAUAAAUCAACGCGUUUUCUUUUAUUUAUUUGCGUCAACAAAUCUCUCAAUUCUUUUUACUUUUCAAGUUAGAUUUUCGCCCCUUUUCGUAAUUUUAACAAGCGACUUCUAUAAAAAAAAAAAGGCAAUAAUCCAAUUAGCAUAGCAGUAAAAUGGAUCCUCCUCAAGGAAAUACGGUGGUUUAUGUAGCUCUUGGAAACGAACGAGAAGAGGGUUUCAAGACCUUGAGAUGGACACUGCAAAAAUGGAGAUUUCAUCCACUUUCCAUUAUCAUUCUCCACAUAAACAUUACCAAAGACAUUGUUAACACCUUUUUUGGAAAGAUGCAUGCAAAUUAUAUAAGUGAGGAGUUAUUAGAACUUAUCAGAAAGAAAGAACAAGAAAAUAUCGAUAGGCUACUUUCCCAGUACAUAGCUUUUUGUGGGAAGGUGAAAGCUGAAAUUUUCAAGGUUGAGAAAUAUGAUAAGCCUAUCCGUGAACUCAUCAUAGAUUUGAUUUCAGGACUCCAUAUAACCAACUUCGUUAUGGGACUCACUUCCAUGAAAUCUUCAUCUCGGAAAACAAAAACCUCCAUUAGUGGUUGUUUUUACAUUUAUCAACAGAAGCCUGAAUUUUGUGAGCUGUUCAUUGUAAGUGGUGGAAAACAGAUACUAAUGAGAGAAGAAAAUUUUGGUGACUCAAUUCCAUUAGCUCCAAAUACAGAUUCUCCCAAUUCGCAAAAUCAGUGGGAAUGUUAUACUCAAGAAAUUGACAACUAUUUUCAACAUUUAUUGUCUCUGAAUUUGGAUGAAGAAUUCAUAGAUAAUUGUGAGCCAGAGAAUAAUGAUAGUAGUCCAAUAGACGCAGAGAUGGAGAAUCUACAAACCUCCAAUUUGAGUGUUGCAGAGAAAUCUCAAUGUCUGAGAACAAAAAUUCAAGAAAGAAAGGAGAAAAUCCAAUCAAAAAGAGAUGAAGUUAAGGCCAAUGCUCAAAGGCAUGCAAAAGCAGAAAGGGUCAUUUGUUUAUGCAAUGAAAGGGUGCAAGGACUCGAAAAUCUAAUAGAAAAAGGGGGAACGAAUAAAUCGAAAUUGAAGGAGGAACUAGAUAACACGACAGAAUUACUCAACGAAGCCAUAGUCGAAGUGGAAGAAAGUAAGAGGAGUCUAAACUCAUUUCUUAAGCUUCGGUACGAUCUCUCCGACAAGCUCCGGAGAUUGGAAAUGGCUAAAUCAAAAGGCGAGGCAGAGUUACAAAUGUUGGUUGUGGAACGGGAGGCGAUGGUGGAGGAAAUCGAUGUGCUACGGCGGCAAAAAGAGGUUUUCCAGCGGAGGAUUCAGUUCUAUAGAGAGGCGGAAGGAGAGAAUAACAGAAUGGUAGAAAGGUGCAACUUGAGGGAGUUUUCUGGUGAGGAGAUCAGAUUGGCCACUGAAGAUUUUUCAGAUCGUUUGAGAAUCAUGUCGGGUGGAGAUUUUAGCAGUGUUUACAAAUGCCGCAUCAAUCUUCAAACUGUCGCCAUUAAAAUGAUGACCUCAUCACCUAACAAUGCACAACUCACUCAUCAAGAUUUUCAACUAAAGGUGAAGUUUCUCGGAAACAUUAGGCACCCUCAUUUGAUUGCUACAAUCGGAUUUUGCUUAGAGCCGCAAUGCAUUGUUUUCGAAUACAUGCACAGUAGUUCUCUCAAGGACAUUAUAUUCUCAUCGUCUUCUUGUGGAGCUGCAAAUCGGGCCCUCUCGUGGCACACUCGAGUCCAUGUUGCAGCACAGGUUUGUUCUGGCCUGUGCUAUCUCCACAUGGCCCAACCCAAACCCAUAAUCCAUGCCCACCUCACAGCCUCCAACAUUCUCCUCGACCGCAACCUCAUUGCCAAGAUUGGUGGGUUUGGGCUUGCCCAAGCCCACGAUGAAACCCAUAUUGGAUCAGAUAUACAUGCCUUUGGGCUUUUGCUUCUUCAGCUCUUGACUGGGAGGAAUUGGGCUGGGCUUGUAGACGAAGCUAUGUUUGUUGACAAGGCUGCCCUUGUCCAAGUCUUGGAUGAGACAAGUGGAGCGUGGCCAUUGGAUCUUGUGGAGAGACUUGCCUUGUUGGCAUUCAGAUGUUUGGGCUCAAGCGUGGGGCCCACAAAUUUGAAGGUGGAAGUGUUGAUGGAAGAGCUUGAAGAGUUAAGGAAAAAGGGUGAUGAAUUAGUUGAUAGAAGAGGAGGUGAGAUCAUGAGUGAUGGAGGACAUGAGUCUUCUGAAGUACCCUAUGUGUUCCUUUGCCCCAUAUACAAGGAUGUGAUGAUAAAUCCACAUGUAGCGGCAGAUGGGUUUUCAUAUGAAAUGGAAGCUAUGGAAGCAUGGAUGAGAAUGGGAAAGGAUACUUCACCCAUGACAAACUUAAAACUCAAACACAACUUCCUCAUCCCUAAUAACUCUCUCCGCUCUCUCAUUACAGAUUGGCAUAUUAAAAGAUCCAUUCUACCACCUUAAUUUAGUAAUAAUAUUCAACGAUUUAAUCAAAAAAUUAUAUAUUGUAUUGUAUUGACAAAGAGAUAAUUUACCAUGUACUAGCUUGUAUUUGAGUGAAAAAAAAGCUAUUACAUAAUUCUAGUUUAACACUUAACUAA
Humulus lupulus (European hop) is the source of this 2633-nucleotide messenger RNA. Its product is annotated as putative U-box domain-containing protein 50. Gene Ontology annotation, biological process: protein phosphorylation; protein ubiquitination. Gene Ontology annotation, molecular function: protein kinase activity; ubiquitin-protein transferase activity; ATP binding. The record is from RefSeq and is a predicted model, not a curated record. The transcript has 8 exons. NCBI's taxonomy places the organism in Eukaryota, Viridiplantae, Streptophyta, Magnoliopsida, Rosales, Cannabaceae. The coding region runs from base 199 to 2496 and encodes 765 amino acids.